AUGAGUUUCCGUGGAGGACGAGGAGGCGGCCGAGGAGGUGGUCGAGGCGGCGGUGGUGGAUUCAGAGGCGGCCGAGGUGGCGGCGGCGGAGGUCGUGGCAAUUGGCAAGAUCAAGGACCACCAGAACAAGUUGUUGGUAUGUUGCUUUAGUUUUUUGUUUGGUUUUUAGGUAAAACUUGAGGAAAAUGCUUCUGUUAGCUAAAUCAAUGUGUUCUUCAUCUUUUCUAACUGUUCUACAGCUUUAGGGUCUUUAGAAUUGUUUUAAAAUUAUGGUCAAUUAGAUUUACAUGAGUUUUCAAGCGAUUUUUAAUGUAAAUUCUGUUUCAGAAGUAGGACAGUUCCUUCAUCCAUGUGAGAACGAUCUUGUAUGUUCGACGACAUGCGGAAAGGUCCCAUUCUUUAACGCUCCAGUUUACUUCCAAAAUAAGGAACAAAUCGGCAAAAUUGAUGAGAUUUACGGAAGCCCUCAGGAACACGUAAGUACAACAACCUUUUGUUAUGUUUCUUGAGUUUCUUGUUGUUCUUUGGGAUAGUUGAUGAUUUUAUAGUGAAUAAUAACAAUGUUUACGCUAUUGUUUUGGCUUCUUUCCUAUCUGGAUCUUUAAAUAAUUUCUAUUUUUUUAAUUAUAUUGAUGAAUAUUAAGUAUAAUAUAUUUUUCGCUAUUUUUAAAAGCAUUUUUGAAGUGUUUACGAAAUAAUUUUGUAGUAUAUUAUAGAAGACAAGUAUUAGAGUGUGUAGAAGUUUAUUUGAUAAGGUUUUAGUUUACCUUUUUGUUAAAACAUUCAUUUCUUUUAAGGUUUUUGGAUACUUAUUGAUAUAGUUUUAUUUUUUUUAAUUUUCCGGAUUCCUGAAACUUUUUGCAAUUUCAUUAUUGGGACUUGAAAACAUAGGGGUCUGGUCUUGUUUAUUAUCGCUUUUCAUAUAGUUAUAUCUAACUUUGUUAUAUAAACCAUGGUUUAUAUAAAAUCUGCCUUUUCAGGGCUUCACAGUCAAAUUAAGUGACGGAGUAAAAGCCGGCUCAUUCAAAGAGGACCAAAAAAUCUACAUUGAUCCGGCCAAGCUUUUACCAGUCGAGCGUUUCACCAACCCACAAAAGUCAGGAGGUCGUGGUGGCCGAGGAGCGUCACGCGGGGGCCGAGGCGGAGAUCGCGGUGGCCGAGGAGGAUUUGGCGGUGGUCGUGGUGGCGGAGGCCGUGGAGGAUUUGGUGGAGACCGUGGCGGCCGAGGAGGAUUCGGCGGUGGACGUGGUGGCGGAGGCCGUGGAGGCUUCGGUGGAGAUCGUGGCGGUCGAGGAGGAUUCGGUGGAGGUAAGGAAUUAAAAUUGAUUUAAAGCUUUGAGAAAUGAGUUUAUGAUAGUAUUUUUGGCUUAUUAAGAAAAUCUUUUUCUCUUAACCCAUUCCAACCUUAUAUUAUUAUAGGUCGCGGCGGAGGCGGUGGUUUCAGCCGAGGUGGCGGCGGUGGUGGAGACUUCAAACGCCAAAACAACUCAUUCGGCAACGGCGGCGGCGGAGGUCCACAAAACAAACGGAAGAAGUUCGAUGAUUAA
Bursaphelenchus okinawaensis is the source of this 1547-nucleotide messenger RNA. The record is from the annotation of a GenBank genome assembly. NCBI's taxonomy places the organism in Eukaryota, Metazoa, Nematoda, Chromadorea, Rhabditida, Aphelenchoididae.